UAAUUUAUGCGUUUGUAAUCACAAAUCUUUUUACCCAUUGACUGCUGCACGUGGCAAUGUAAAUAAAAACUAGAAUGUCAAUUGGGCAGUGUACAAAAGUUUGACAGAAGAGUGAGAGUUCUACCCCAUCCCCACAGAGUUGUAUCGCAAAUUAUUUUGUUGUUGGGCAAGUGACUAUACCUUCAUAAUUCUACUUGAUUACAAUUUCGAAUGCUGAGGACGUUAGCUACCGUUUUGUCAGCCACAAGGAACUCACUAUCGUCGUAUCACCAAAUCCAUACUGAAAUGUCCAAGACAGCUCUGGUAAUUUUGGCUACUGGCGCCGAGGAAAUGGAGUUUGUAAUAGCUGCUGAUGUCUUGCGGAGAGCGGGGAUUUCUGUUACAGUCGCUGGAUUAACCGGCGCAGAACCGGUGAAAUGUUCAAGGGAUGUUGUAAUUGUUCCAGACAUGUCAUUGGAAAACGCCAAAACAAAUAAAUAUGAUGUUGUUAUCUUACCUGGCGGAUUAGGUGGUUCGAAAUCUUUGGCCGAAUCUUCCUUGGUGGGGGAGAUACUAAAGCAACAAGAACAAGAAAAUCGAAUUAUUGCUGCAAUUUGUGCGGCUCCAGCAUUUGCAUUGCCUGCUUUCGGCAUAGGCAAAGGAAAAUCAUUGACUUCUUAUCCAUCAUUUAAAUCACAGUUGGAAUCGGAAUACAAGUAUGUCGACGACCAGAAGGUAGUUCAAGAUGGAAACCUAAUAACCAGCCGAGGCCCCGGCACUGCUUUCGAUUUUGGUCUUAAAAUUGCAGAAGUUUUGGCAGGUCCCGAAAAGGCAUCUGAAGUAGCCAAAGGAAUGUUGCUUUAAAAUAUUUUUGAAUAAAUGACUGAAUAAAAUUAAA
Molecule: messenger RNA, 877 nt
Organism: Stomoxys calcitrans (stable fly)
Lineage: Eukaryota; Metazoa; Arthropoda; Insecta; Diptera; Muscidae
Product: protein dj-1beta
Exons: 3
Coding region: 211-843 (210 amino acids)
Biological process (GO): guanine deglycation, glyoxal removal; protein deglycation, glyoxal removal
Cellular component (GO): cytosol; nucleus
Molecular function (GO): protein deglycase activity
Source: RefSeq, a predicted model, not a curated record